AUGAGCGAUGUCACAUCACAAACCCAGGACCCAGCGAUGGGGUGUAGCGUUUUCCCAGCUCCGCCGAGCGGUGCCGAAGCCCGGGUGGUUGUCAGACCAUUGCGCUCCAGCCGAUUAUUCUCCGCCCUCGUUGGGCCGAUUUCUUCUUCGUCGACGGCGCACGUCUUGAGCGGUAGAUUGCCAUUCCUGAUGGAUAUCUGUGGAAGUCAAAAGACUAAGAUCCUUGAUGAUUAG
Messenger RNA from Chaetomium globosum CBS 148.51, 234 nucleotides. RefSeq lists its product as uncharacterized. Bases 1 to 234 code for a protein of 77 amino acids. Lineage: Eukaryota; Fungi; Ascomycota; Sordariomycetes; Sordariales; Chaetomiaceae. The record is from RefSeq and is a predicted model, not a curated record. The transcript is spliced from 2 exons.